Plutella xylostella (diamondback moth) is the source of this 1716-nucleotide messenger RNA. Lineage: Eukaryota; Metazoa; Arthropoda; Insecta; Lepidoptera; Plutellidae. The record is from RefSeq and is a predicted model, not a curated record.
AUCACCCUUGAUGAAUGAACCAGUAUCAGAAACAGACGCUAUUUCAACAUAAACUUACACGGCGAUCGUGGAAAAGUUUAUAAUCUCGGUCUAACAUACAUACCGGGAAAAUGCGGAGCUCCAGAGAUAAGAAGAAUUGUUGAUACUGUUUUAUUAGAUUUCGGUAUUAACUUUGAGAGGGAUAUCGUAGCUGUGACAAGCGAUGGUCCUAAUGUGAUGAAAAAGUUCGGCCGUGAGAGUCCAGCUGAAAUGGUGCUUUGUAUGAACCAUGCAAUCCAUUUGGCUGUCACAGAUGUUCUUUACUGUGAAAAGACAAGUGAAACAGAAAGUGAAGAAUCCGACUCAGACUUAUAUGAUUCUUAUGAAGACUUUGCGCAGUCGGAGAAUAGAAACCGUGAUAUCCGACCAGAUCUGAACAAAGUGCUUAAAGAAACACGCAUCAUAGUAAAUUUAUUUCGCAGAAGUCCAUUGAAAAACGCCAAACUUCAAGAAUAUGUGAAAUUGGAACACAAUACGGAAAAAACACUAUGCCGAGACGUAAAAACCAGAUGGAAUAGCAUUGAAACAAUGAUAAGCCGCUUCAUCGAAGUAAAGAACUGCAUUAAAAAGGCUUUGAUCGACAUAAAUUACGGACACUUAUGGCACGAGGAGAAUUUGGCCGUUUUAGAAGAUUUGGUGAAAAUUAUGAAUCCUAUAAAACUGGCAGUUGAAGCAUUGAGCAGCCAAAAAGCCAAUAUAACAGUCUGCGAAGCCGUUAUAACGGCACUUAUAGGAAGGCUCUCAAAGAUGAAUACUCCUCUGGCUGUGGAAUUUUCAGACCAUUUAAUAAGACGAAUAAGUGAAAGAAGGGACCCUGCUCUCUACACGCUAACACUUUUCCUCCAAAACCCUAUAAUUCAGGGCAAUGAAUACAUCACAGAGAGUUCUGUAACAAAGGAAUCUAUGAUACAAUAUGCUGACAAGCUAUUCCGGCGAUUGUUUCCUCAACAGACAGAUUCAGAAUCCAGCACGGAAGAAACUCUACAGGUCAUAGCUCAGAGGACUAGAGAGACUAGUUUCGCUGUGCAGCUUCAAGAAGCAAUUGAAAACGCCUUCAAGGGAUGCCCACCACCCAGAAUUGGUGUUGUAAUGCUGAAAAAAGAUUUCGACAUAUAUUCAGCAUCUGGAAAACGGACCCCAAAUUUGGAAAUGCUGCACAAUGCCCUACAAAGCAUCAUGUCUACAUCGACUGAAGCUGAACGGACAUUUUCCGUGUCCGGGAAUUUCGCCACCAAAAUAAGAAGUAGGUUAAGCGAUAAAUCGUUAAAUGCCCUAGUUUUUCUUAAACAUUACCUCAAGCGUAAUUAAUUUUGUAUUUUAAUUAUGUCAUAGUAAUAUUAAUUUGAAACUGUUUAUUAUAAUACCUUUGUUAUUGUUUAAAUUAUAAUUAAGAAAAACAAAUGAUUUUGCAUGUUAAACAAAUCAUUAUAAUUUUGGUUGUUAAUUUAUCUGACUGUUGUUUUUUCUAGCUAUUAUGUGUAAUAAAAGUAUAUUUGAUUUAAUUGCAAGUGUUUUAAUUGACCUUUAAUACCCAAAAAUAGCAAAAACAAGCAUUUGAAAUAAAUUCCCGUUUCCCGGGAAUUCCCGGGAAAUCUAGAAAAAAUUUCCCGUUUCCCGGGAACAGAAAAAGGUCGGGAAAAACGAAACCCUAGUCCCAAUGUAAUAGGGGGCGGGCCU